Molecule: messenger RNA, 924 nt
Organism: Dendroctonus ponderosae (mountain pine beetle)
Lineage: Eukaryota; Metazoa; Arthropoda; Insecta; Coleoptera; Curculionidae
Gene: viaf
Product: viral IAP-associated factor homolog
Exons: 4
Coding region: 168-863 (231 amino acids)
Biological process (GO): protein folding
Cellular component (GO): cytoplasm
Source: RefSeq, a predicted model, not a curated record
UCGCUGAGAAACAAAAGCUAUGCAAAAUCAGACAACUAUGUUGGGUGUGGACAUGCCACAUAACCUUAAAAAAGCAGAAAAUGAUUAAUUUCCUUUUUUGACCCUGUUUCUAUUUCUGUACGCUCCACUUGCUUUAGCAACGUUUCGUUGAGCACCCUACAAGAACCAUGCAGAAUCCGAAUGAAGACACCGAAUGGAACGACAUCCUGAGAGCCAAGGGGAUCAUCCCCCCAAAGGAGAAGGAAAUUUUGGAGGAGCAAAUCGUGUCUAUGCUAGAGGAGACGAUUGAGAAAAAGACGCAGGAUGGGAAGAAAAUCGAAGACCUCGAUUUGGAUGAGCUGGACGAGUUGGAGGACUCUGAAGAUGAAGCCGUUCUGCUGGAGUACCGACAGAAACGCAUUGCUGAAAUGAAGGCACUGAUGGAGAAGUCGAAGUUCGGAUAUGUGGGCGAAAUAUCCGCCCAAGACUACGUGAACGAAGUGAACCGAGCAGGCGAGGGAAUAUGGGUGGUGUUGCACCUGUACAAGCAAGGAAUCCCGCUCUGUGCACUCAUCAACGAACACAUGAGGAACCUGGCGCCCAGAUUCCCCACCGUAAAGUUCCUCAAAUCGAUCUCGACCACUUGCAUACCAAACUACCCAGACCGCAACUUACCAACCCUUUUCGUCUACUUCGAGGGCGACCUCAAGUCGAAAGUCGUCGGGCCGGUGGAGUUCCGCGGCCCCAACUUAACUUUGAACGAGUUUGAGUAUCUACUGGGGAAAGCUGGGGCCAUCGAGACGAGCAUAAAAGAGGAUCCGCGGCCGAGGAUAAGGGACAAAAUGAUGCAGGAUUUGUCGGAAACGAAUGACUGGACUUUGUGAGCGGGGCCCCGAAGUAAAACUGCCUGGUAUACAAUAAUAAAAUUUAUUUAUUAUUUACAUA